Pantherophis guttatus is the source of this 4046-nucleotide messenger RNA. Lineage: Eukaryota; Metazoa; Chordata; Lepidosauria; Squamata; Colubridae. The record is from RefSeq and is a predicted model, not a curated record.
CCCGCGGGCUCCAGCUUGCAAAGGCUUAAACCUCGCAGCGCAACCCCGACGGUUCAUUGCCCGUCCGAGAUUUGCACCCGUCGCCCGCGGGCUCCGGCUUGCAAAGCCUCAGCCGCCCGGGGCAACCUCGACGUGUUUUUUUUUCCCCAGCUCGAGAUUUUGCACCGGUCGCCCGCGGGCUCCGGCUUGCAAAAGCUCAACCUGGCGAUUUCUCCGCCUUGCACACAAUUGAGACCCGCGCAACUUUUCUGCCAGGAAGCGCCUGGGUGCCUCGCAGCCGCCAGGGGGCGCCGCUUGCCCGCUGGUAACUUUUGCAUUCAGACGUGUCCCUUGCAAGGAAGAAAGGCGCGCGUGUUUCGGGAGCUCAGGAUCGCUGGCCGGGUGUGGACGCGCAGCCCUCGGGUGCAGGCAGGGUGUGGGUGGGGGUCUCCGGAUCGAUGCCCGCACCUUCGGAGGGUCGCCCGGAACGUCUGGACGGGAGGCAGCGAGCAGAAGCUGAGCUGUGGCAUGCAGGCUGAUGAAGGGACUGACUGGUUGCUCGAACUCCUGACCGAAGUCCAGCUUCAACAGUACUUCCUCCGGAUCCGUGAUGACCUCAACGUCACUCGCCUGUCGCACUUCGAGUAUGUCAAGAAUGAGGACCUGGAGAAAAUCGGAAUGGGGCGACCGGGCCAGAGACGCCUCUGGGAGGCCGUGAAGAGGAGGAAGGCUGUGUGCAAACGGAAAUCCUGGAUGAGCAAGGUCUUCAGCGGGAAGCGCCCCGACUCGGAGAUGCAGCCGCUGCCCCCGAGUCUCCUGAGCAAGCAGUCAAGCCCGGUGGCCCUCGAGGAGGCCCAACAACAGGCCCUGACCUGCCUCAUCAGUGAGAAGGACCUGGUGUUGUUGGAGAAACUGGGCGACGGUUCUUUUGGGGUGGUGCGCCGCGGGGAAUGGUGCGCCCCAUCAGGCAAGGUGCUGAACGUGGCAGUCAAGUGCCUGAAGACGGACGUCCUGAAUCAGCCGGAAGCCCUGGACGACUUCAUCCGCGAGGUCAACGCCAUGCAUUCCCUGGACCACGUCAACCUCAUCCGCCUCUACGGGGUGGUGCUCUCCAACCCCAUGAAGAUGGUGAGGGAAACUGGCCCGCUGGGCUCCCUGCUGGACCGCCUGCGCAAGAACCUGGGCCACUUCCUGAUCGCCACCCUCUGCCACUACGCCAUCCAGAUUGCCCGCGGCAUGGCCUACCUGGAGUCCAAGCGCUUCAUCCACCGGGAUCUGGCCGCCCGGAACAUCCUGCUGGCUGCCAAUGACCUGGUCAAGAUCGGAGACUUCGGCCUCAUGCGCGCCUUGCCCAAAAACAACGACCACUACAUCAUGCAGGAGCAUCGCAAGGUCCCCUUUGCCUGGUGUGCCCCAGAGAGUCUGAAGACCCGCACUUUCUCCCACGCCAGCGACACCUGGAUGUUCGGCGUGACCCUCUGGGAGAUGUUCACCUACGGACAGGAGCCCUGGGUUGGCCUUAACGGCAGCCAGAUUCUGCACAAGAUCGAUAAGGAAGGCGAACAACUCGGCCGACCGGAGGAUUGUCCCCAGGAUAUCUACAACGUCAUGUUGCAAUGUUGGGCGCACAAACCGGAAGAUCGGCCCACCUUCGUGGCUCUGCGGGAUUUCCUCCUGGAGGCUCAACCCACGGAUAUGCGGGCUCUGCAGGAUUUCGAAGAACCAGACAAACUUCUGAUCCAGAUGAACGAUAUAAUUACAGUCAUCGAGGGAAGGGCGGAGAACUACUGGUGGCGCGGACAGAAUAAGCGGACGUUGAAGGUGGGACAAUUCCCACGCAACACGGUGACUUCCGUGGCGGGAUUGUCCGCCCACGACAUUAGCCAGCCACUGAAGAACAGCUUCAUCCAUACGGGCCAUGGCGAUACCAACCCGCAGCAGAGCUGGGGCUUCCCCGAUAAGAUUGAUGACUUGUACCUGGGAAAUCCCAUGGACCCCCCGGAUGUCCUAGGCUUGGAUUUGAACCCAGCUCGGCCUACGCAGCUCCCAGGAAGGACAAGAAGACAGCCGCCACCUCGGCCGCCCCAGCCCUCGAUCCUUCUCAAGCAGCCCUUGUACGACCCGGUGAAUGAAGAAGAGCCUCCCCUGGCCAUCAGCCUCAAGCAGCUUUGCCUGAAAAAGAAAUCUGGGUCUGGGGUCCGAGGAGGCCUGCAGGUUCCCAAGCCCUCCGCCUGCGUCUCGGGCACCAAGGUGGGCGAGAGACUGCUCCUGCCCCGCUCCAAAGGGGGCGGCCCCCCCGUGAAUGAGGUGACCCUCAUAGACUUUGGGGACGAGCUCCUUCCCCCCAGCCCGUCUCCCGUCGGGGACUUCUGCGCCCCCUCCUUGGCUCGCUUGGCCAUGGAGGCCUUCUCCUUGUUGGACAAGACCCCUCCUCAGAGCCCCACCCAAGCGCUGCCCCGCCCCUUGCACCCUACGCCCAUCGUGGACUGGGACGCCCGGCCCCUUCCUCCCCCACCGGCCUACGACGACGUGGCUCAAGACGAAGAAGACUUCGAGGUCUGCUCCAUCAACAGCGCCGAAGAGCUGGUGGGGCGUACGCGGGGGAGCAGACCCUGGGGCAAGGGGGAGGUCAACGGCAGCUUCGCCCCCGAAGGAGACCAUCCCGCUCUCCCCUUGGACGACAACCUCUUCCUGCCCCCCAAGGAGAGCAAGCAACCCAGCCCGGCUCAAACCACCGAAAUUUUCCAGGAACUCCAGCAGGAAUGCAUGAAGCACCUCAACGUCCCCUUGGGAGGACCUUCCGUGGCCACCAUCCCUAGUCCAGGAGAGGACAAGCCGCAGAUCCCUCCUCGCGUGCCCAUCCUGCCCCUCCCUUUCCGCAGGAACGAGCAUGGCCGCUGGUCUGGAGACCUCUCCCCGGCUUCUGGAGGGGAGGAAGCCCGCCCUCCUCAGAUCCCUCCGCGAGAUCGGUUGUCCCAACCGGGAUCCAGAACUCCCAGUCCGAGGGCCCUCCAAGGCGGAUCUCCCCAGCCGAGAACCAAUCUCUGCUCCCCGCUUUCCUUGGGGGCCUUCCUGUCCACCUCCCCCGGGAAGCAUCCCAUGCCCACCACCCAGAGUUUCGCCUUGGACCCCAAGUAUGCCACCCCUAAGGUCAUCCAGGCCCAGGGGAAGGAAAGCGCCAAGGGACCCUGCAUCCUGCCCAUCGUGAAGGACGGACGGAAAGUCAGUAACACCCACUACUAUCUCCUCCCCGAGCGUCCGCCUUACCUGGACAAAUACGAGAAGUUCUUCAAGGAGACGAAGAGCCAGGAAGACGCCGUGGCGCCCAGCCGAGUGGUCACCACGGCGACGGUGCGGCCCAUGAUCCAGCAGCCGCCGGACUACAAGGCCAACUUCUCGUCCAACAACAGCAAUAGCACCAUCAAGGCCAUCUGCGGCCUCCAGAAAAUCAUCUACGAUGGUUCGGAAGGACCCCGAAGCUCGGAGAAGAUUCGGCUGGUCCAGGACACGGUACACGGUGUCACCACCGAAGAGAGUAAAGCCGCCCUGCAGAAUCACAGCUGGAACGUGCAAAAGGCUGUCCAGUAUCUGAAGGUUGAGCAGCUCUUCUGCCUGGGACUGAAGACGCGACUGGAAUGUCACAAAGUUCUGGAGAUGUUCAACUGGAACUUGGAGCAGGCCAGUUCUCACCUGCUGGACCCCUACAAUGCUUCCCAACUCAAGCGGUGAAUAGUAUUUGUCUACUCAAGGAAUUGACCCUUGGAGGAAGGCCCGGAAUUGGUGACUGUCUUCCAACCCUAUUGGACCAAGAGAUGCUUUUGAGGCCGUGGAUGAUGGAUCCCAGAGAAGCCACCCUGUAGCUAGGACUGCUGUGAAACAGCCAGCAGGGUCCCGCCGCCUCCCGCCUCCCUCUCAGCCGGUGACUGUACCCCUCUCCUCUCUCGCAGAGGCAGGCUGAGUGGCUUGUGUUCUCCUGCUUCGGCUAUUAUUCUCGCUGCUGGAUUCCUUUUGUAAAGAGAAGUGUUAACAUUAAUAUAUAAAUACUCUGUUCUAUUUUGGAGAAAAAG